Molecule: messenger RNA, 2690 nt
Organism: Ostrea edulis (European flat oyster)
Lineage: Eukaryota; Metazoa; Mollusca; Bivalvia; Ostreida; Ostreidae
Exons: 5
Coding region: 63-2453 (796 amino acids)
Source: RefSeq, a predicted model, not a curated record
UAGUUGUGAGCGCGAAAGAAUAUGAAUGUCAAUCUUCGUCACUCUGGUGUUUGGGAAACAAAAUGGAAGAAGUGGGACGCGGUGGUUGCUUAAAUCAAAAGCAGUACGAUAUAAUCGUUAGGUUUUUGGCACAUGGGCAUUUCCCAAGCAAAAGAGAUUUAUUGGAAGCCAAAUUUGCAAGCCAGGAAGAAACCGCUCGCCCAAGACCUUUUCGAAAAUUUAAAUCAUGGAUUCAGAGGUUACUCUAUCGUGAAUCAGAAAAUGUUCUAAUCCAUUUACCUACAGGAAAAGUGGUAGUUCCGAAAGAAAAAUUUGUAGAAAUUAUUAUUGCAAAUCACUGUGAUGAAUAUGGUGGUCAUUUGAAUGCAUUUGCCACAAUGAAAAAGAUUCAGAAAACAUAUACUUUUGGACGAAGAAACUUUGGAAUGAGUGAAGAGUUUGUAAGAGGAGUUGUAAGAAACUGUCCCAUUUGUGAGGGGUUUCAAUCUGGUAAUCUUAAGGAAGGAAUCUUAGCUGAUACAAAUAAGACUGGAAAGCAAACUACUGUCACAGCAUCCAUACCAAAUAACAUGGAGCAAAAUUUGGAAAGUCAAAAGAAGAAAGUUUUAUCAAGCACUAGCAGUGGAUUAGGAACUGAGAAAUGUGCACAGACAACUUCAUCAGCAGCAGACAGUACCAAUCAAAGAGGGCAACCAGUUGACUGGAACCAGACUGAAGCCAAUAAAAAUAAGACUAAAGUUAAAGAAAGUCAUCCGAUCAUCCACAGUACUUUGUUAUCUCAGUUGAUGACUACAAAGCCAAGCGUAAUCACCAGUACAGGUCAAAAUGUGUCGCUCUCAUUGCCAUUAUUACACCAUGCAGUUAGUGUCUCCGUCUUUCCAUUUUUCAGCAACACACACUUAAAAUCAACUGAGAGUUUAUACACAAGUUCUGGGAACACAGUGAAACAGAUUCCAGCUUCCACUCAAACAAUUUCAAAAGCUAGCUCUGCUACUGUAUCCAAGGUGUUGGGGAUAAAUUCAAAGCUGGGAUCGCUGAUGACUCCAAGAGCCCCGGCCUUAGGGUAUUAUGUUAAAGUGCCCAAUUCUUCCUCACCGACUGGUUUCUCCAUCUCUUUUGUGGCCACUCCACUGGUGUCCCUGAAUACUUCAACAUUGUGUUCACCUUCCACCACAUCAAUGCCUACUCUUACCACAGCUCCGCUUCUGAUGGCUAAGGAUGAUACAGCUGCAAAAAUGACUAAAAGUGCUUCAGAGAAGACAGAAGCUAUUCAUCUACAGGAAAGUACUGCACACCCAAAGUUGUCCACAAUCAACAAUCAAUCAAAAAUCACUGACCAGAUUCAGUCACAGCCAAAGAUAAUGAUUUCCACCAGUCACACAAAUGUUUUACCACCAAUCAAACCAAAGAACGAAAAACUAAACAAAGACCUUCAAAGUGCAGCAGACAACAGUACAAAUUCAAGCAGUGUUUUAUCCACGGCAGCUAAAAAACGCAAGGGUGAAGUCAAGAAAGACUCUUCAUCAGGAGUGAAGAAAAAACUGAAAGUAAAGCCAGAAAAACUUGACAAUAAGGGGAAUUCUGGUAAAAAGCAAAUGAAAUUUGCUUCUCCAAAACCAGUAAAUACAAAUGUUGGGAAAAGCAACAGAAAGAAUGGUAAUGAAAAUGAAGAAAAAUUGGACAAGUCCUCUAAUGAACUUGAUGAAACCUUCAAGAAGAUUAUUGUUGUUAAUCCAGAGAAGAUGAAGAAAAUACUUACCAAUAGAUUAAGGAUCCCCAGCAUGAAUAUUAACUUCAAAGGACAAUGUAAUGUCACUAUCCACGAUAAAUCCAGCAAUGUUCACACUUCUUACAUUGUUGAUGAAAGAUCUACCCCAGCUGAUCAACUUAGCACUGCCACAUCAUUGUUGGGUGAAGAAUCAAUAUCAAGAAAUGGAGGCUCAUCUUGUGUGGAUUUCAGAGGUACAUCCAAGAAAGAGAUAUCAGGAAGUCCAGGGAAAUGUGAUAAAGAUAUCCUGUAUGUAAAUAAGUCAUCUGAUGCAGAAGGACAACAAAGCAUUCAACAGACUGAAUCAUGUCCUUUUGAUGUGAAUCAAAUCAUGAAUGAAAACUUCACAGGAAGAGGUGAUAGGUUCACUCGAGACUUGAAGAUUCACGUAGGAGCAACAAUACAAAACUCGGAUAAAACAACUGCACAGCCCAUGUUGCCUGAUCCUGGUCCAAUCCCCUGUCCUGCUAUCUGGUCUUUCUCAGAAGAGAUGCUGACAGAGAAAAACUAUUACGGAAGGUUGCUGAUCGCCAUUCAGGAUAUGCGGAUGGAUGUUAUGAAAUCCAUUUUGUCAGAUUACCAUGCAAUGGACAGGCUCAGAAAGAAAAUAGGGUAUGCAGAAACCCUAAUAAACAAACACAAGUCCUUCAUCGCAAGCUUUCAUGAAGAAAUGGAUUGGAUUUAGCUCUCAGGUUUACAGAAUGAAAAUUUUGAUCUGCACAUUACCCAGCAAAGAACUGCAUGUUUUUGUAUAAUGCUUCUGCUUUUGUUCACGUACAUGUAACAAAUUCCUUCAACAGAAGUCUUUUUUUUUUCAUCAUGCAUGAUCCAAGUAGUUUUCCUUUUUUGUUCCAUUUAUUAUAUGAAGAGCUUAUAUUCAUUAUUAAAAUAUUUUAUUUCAAUAAAACAAAUGAAUACAGUU